Messenger RNA from Cydia fagiglandana, 2891 nucleotides. RefSeq names its product zinc finger protein 91. The coding region runs from base 84 to 2891 and encodes 935 amino acids. The transcript has 7 exons. Lineage: Eukaryota; Metazoa; Arthropoda; Insecta; Lepidoptera; Tortricidae. The record is from RefSeq and is a predicted model, not a curated record.
CUGUCUGUAGUAUCUGUACCAAUGAACCGAGUCACAACACAGAAUUAUUAUACUCCUGUUUUAAUCUUCAACAACGGGCCGCGAUGCUGUCACCACGAGAUGACGAAGAUGACGACAGCCAUCUUUGCAUCAGAUGCAAUACCACCAUCAUUGGGCUCGACAACUACGUCAAGCACAGAAAAGAACGAUGCACUAAAUCCAAACCCCAACCGAAAGUUGAAAUACCUAUCGAUCCUUUAGAACCCACUUAUAACCUUGGAGCAGACGUAUUCUUUCAGUCUUUAGAACUUCAAAGCAGUGUCAAAAAGACUUCCCUGUCACGACUGACUCCGCCGAUACCGAUUACUAAAGCCAGCUUAGAUAGAAAGAAUGUUCUAGUAGUUGCAUCAACUUCUAGUGACUUACGGACCAUGAGUCCAGUGGAAAGUAAUUUCAGAGGUGGUGACUGGAUUGGUGGACACAGUUUAAGAAUAGGCAGCAAUGAGGAUAACCAGACUAAAUUAAUAAAUGCCGUAGCCAGUAUAAGUGGUGCUGUAAAGAAGGAAGCACCAACAUCCUCUUACAGUAUUGGACCUUUUAUCGAUUUCAAACCUGAUGACGAAUCUGAUGAGUCAGAUGAUUCUGAAGAUGAAGAUGAAGAGGAACCGGCAUCGGGUGGCAAAUGGAAACCUCCUCCAAACUAUACAGGGGGUAAAUGGAGACCGGCAUCUCCAGAGCAUGAGGAAUGGGUUAUCAGAGAUGAGCAGGAACAUACUGGAGGAAAAUGGAGACCGAUCAUGGCUGAUGCUAAUGACAGAGAUGAAGAUUAUGACGCUCCACCGCCAGGACAUACUAAAGGGAAAUGGGUACCAGGAGCCCAUGAGAAAUCACACAUCAUGCAAACGACUAUACAGAUGAAAGGAUCUGUCCAAUAUUGGUGUGGUCCGUGUAAUAGAAGAUUAGGUUCUAGAGCGAUUUAUGAGAAGCAUUUAUUGUCUAAAUUACAUAUGAAGAAAGUGCUGCCUGAGAACGAGUUGGAGUUUUCAGGACAUUUGCAGCCAUUGAGGAGUACUGUUGAACAAAGCAGUCGCAAAUUGAGAUCGGUUAGCAAACCUGAACCAACGAAAAGUAUUCUCAGAACGGAACUCGAAAAGAAGAAAAAGAGAAAACGUAAAUUACGCUUCGUCAACUGUCCUGGCUGCAAAUCGAGGGUCCGGCAGCAUUUGAUGGGGAAGCAUUUAAUAUCCCAUUACCAUUUCCGAAAAGCUUCAACAGUACAAAACCAGGUAUAUCGUCAGCUAAUUCUGAGCAACCUUGACGUCAUAGUCCACCAAUCUCCUUUCCAAUGCAGCCCUUGUAAAUUCUACACGAACUGGUUGCCAAACUUUAUGCAGCAUUGGUCUUCGGAAGAACAUAGCCUGAUAACAUCAUCCAUGGAUGGUCGACAUUGGUGCUCCUUUUGUAAAUUCGAAUGUGAAACGUCAAUGGAUAUGCUGCUACACCUAUCUAGCGCUGACCAUAGUGAAGUUGUAGCGGUUAUCAACAGAUCCAUGCCAAUAAUUAUUAGAAAGAAAAGUAUUCUUAAAUGCGAGACCUGUUACAGAGAGUUUCGCUACAACGCCGAGAUUAGGCGGCAUUGUCAAUUGACAGGCCAUCAAUUGACGUACACAGCUACAGAUGAAUAUCAAGAGCUACACAAUUGCCAGCAAUGUGCAGUGAAGUUUAAAUCGUCCUUAACUCUGGCUGCUCAUUUGAAAUCCGUUCAUAAGCAGAAAACUCACAUGUGCUUGGUAUGUUCUAGAACCUUCUGUUCAGCAGAUGAAGCUAAGCAACACAGGAACACUUCAGAGCAUAGACUGAGAAGGAGAGCUAAUAUGAAAGCACGUGGCUUGCCCGUGAAAGAAGUGAGUAAGAAAUGCCCGUAUUGCAUUGAGAAGAAAGUUGUUUUGGCAAAUGUUUUGGAGCUGAAAGACCAUAUUAGGAGGAUGCAUCCUAAUAACAAAAAGAAGUGUCCAAAAUGCGGCAUGUCCUUCCUGCUCCCUCAGGAGGUGACCCGCCACAUCCGCUCCAACGCCUGCCAGUUCCGUAACUGGCUACCCCCCACUUCUAAUCACCAGCUUUGGAACUGUAGCCAAUGUCUGUUCACCACGGACUCUCAAGCUGAAUGCUUCUUCCAUGAGGUCUUACAUACGGUUCCAGUCAAGGAAGUUCAAAGAAUCGAUGACCAGGAGAAAAUUAUCCUAAAAUACAGAUGCCCAUUAUGCCCCAAGAGCUUCAGCAAACCCUCCCUCCGGCACCACCUCCGCCAGCACACCUGCGAACGCCCCUUCAUCUGCAAGACCUGCGGGGCCAACUUCACGAGGAAAUCCAGCCUUGUCAACCAUGUGCAAAAAGAGCAUGACACGCAGAAAGUGGUGAAAGAAGAGAUGCAAUGCGGGAAGUGUAAGAAGAAGUUUCCAAGCGAACACGAACUCUCUUCACAUUCCUGUCAGGCGGCAACUGAACUUCUGUGCCCCUACGAGCAAUGCGGUUACGUCGCUUCAACACCUAAACAAUAUACCAAACAUUACGCUACUCACGGCGUACGACUAAAACACCUGAGCUGCCCCAAAUGCCCGUUCAGAACCAACCAGAACAGUCAUCUGAAGAGACACCUCGUCUGCCACGAAGCCCGCAAGCCAUACAAAUGUCCGCACUGCGAGUUCACCUGCGCUAGCUUGGAGAACCUCCGAAAACACGCUCUCCGGCGCGCUCAUCGCGGCUUACCAUUAUACAUGUGCGCCGCCGCCGACUGCACUUUCGGCGCCGACACCGCUACGGAGCUGCGCGCGCACCUCGUCCUCGCACAUGGAGAUCUAUAUGAUGUCCGCUCCGCCGUUGAAGCCGUAAAAAGGCAUCUGAUGGUGGAAUAG